This is a messenger RNA of Penicillium hordei, 207 nucleotides long. RefSeq lists its product as uncharacterized. NCBI's taxonomy places the organism in Eukaryota, Fungi, Ascomycota, Eurotiomycetes, Eurotiales, Aspergillaceae. The transcript has a single exon. Bases 1 to 207 code for a protein of 68 amino acids. The record is from RefSeq and is a predicted model, not a curated record.
AUGACCGGCCAAAGUGCAGACACCCCGUUUAACAAGAACGAUAAUGGUCCUGAACAAGGCGGCGAUGAUGGUUGGGAAUCAGGUUGGGUUUCUGAUGUCAAUGAAAAAGACGAUUACUCCCAUGUGACUGAGGUAAAGAAACUGUUCUUGGAACUACAAAAGAGCAGAAAUGGAGGGGAAAACUCCCCUCUAUGGCCUUCCCGAUAA